Messenger RNA from Stomoxys calcitrans (stable fly), 1356 nucleotides. RefSeq lists its product as uncharacterized. The record is from RefSeq and is a predicted model, not a curated record. Lineage: Eukaryota; Metazoa; Arthropoda; Insecta; Diptera; Muscidae. The transcript has 2 exons. The coding region runs from base 536 to 1060 and encodes 174 amino acids.
AAACUUUAGACUUAUUUUCAUUUUGAAUUUUUUAUAAAUUUUCUUUAUUAAGAAGCGUUUGAAUUUAUACGUUAUAUGCCUUUGAAGUUAAUUUACAGUUUAAAAACUACUUAGUAUUUAACGAAAAUAAUGAAUACCAUUUAAAUAUUCAAUCAUUACAAUUUAAUAACCAAUAUCUGUUGGAUGUACUUAUGACUUGGCAGGUAUUAUGCCCCAGGUUAACUCACUUCUAUUUUGUAACUUAGGCGGUAAGCACAAACCCUCAAACUCUGAAAUAAACCAAGCCUCUAAAACUCGACUUGUGUCAAUCUCUUAUUUUUGCUUUUAUUCCCAUUGGCACAAAACCACAACUAUUGAGAUCCUACAUGAGGACAGGCAAUUGGUUUCUACAUUUGUUUCUGGAAUUCUGCACAACAAAUCUCAUACAGUCCACGUUUUACUCUUGGGUGAAGUCUGAAGUCUCAAAUCCUCUCAUCUCAGUUUCAGCAGCUUUGGUCAUCACCCUACUCCGCUACUAUUCCCUUCGCCCACAAACAUGGUCCAUUCGAGAAGAGAAAGCUCAACUCAGCGUAAUUCUCAAAGAAAUAAUAGACAAAGCAGGAGGUCGCCAUCCAUGAAUGGGCGUCGUCAGCCAAACAUAUACAAAUGCAAGUUAUGUGAUCGUUUUCAUGCUUUGAAGGUUUGUCCACGAUUCUUAGAUAUGACUCCAAGGCAACGUAACAUUGUCGUAUUAAAAGAGAUGUACUGUGUCAACUGCCUUGCGAGAAGCCAUCGUUUCCGAGACUGUCGGUCCGCAAACAUGUGUCAACGCUGCCAAAGACCACAUCACACACUCCUGCAUUCGAUGUACCCGGAAAUAAUGUCACGACAAAGCGAGCAAAAUGUCAACCAAACUAAUAGCAGAACGGCCAACAGACCAACCAAAACCCAAACCAAAUGGGUUAAAAACCAACGUUCCAAUCACACGCCAGGAUCAAACCAACAAAUUCUAUCCGAGGCAAUUCGUGCUUUAGCCUCCGUCUUAUGUUCAUCUUCCGGCCCGGCGGCAUGUCUAAAGUAAACUUUAGACUUAUUUUCAUUUUGAAUUUUUUAUAAAUUUUCUUUAUUAAGAAGCGUUUGAAUUUAUACGUUAUAUGCCUUUGAAGUUAAUUUACAGUUUAAAAACUACUUAGUAUUUAACGAAAAUAAUGAAUACCAUUUAAAUAUUCAAUCAUUACAAUUUAAUAACCAAUAUCUGUUGGAUGUACUUAUGACUUGGCAGGUAUUAUGCCCCAGGUUAACUCACUUCUAUUUUGUAACUUAGGCGGUAAGCACAAACCCUCAAACUCUGAAAUAAACCAAGCCUCUAAAACUCGA